CCCACAGGAGUACGGGUGUCCUGUAUCCCCAUCGACUUACGGCCACACUUCUUUCCGGAAGUGCUCGCCGCGAUCUUCACAGGAUUCUUCCGCGCCUUCAAGGCAACAGACCUCCUGAGCUUCCUCGGUCGUGGGCCGGAUGCCGGCCCAGCCUCCCCCUCACGUUGCCCAUCCUCUACAGAGUCCCUCCGCCUCUUGACGGGCUUCA
Messenger RNA from Perkinsus marinus ATCC 50983, 208 nucleotides. RefSeq lists its product as hypothetical. The annotation marks the transcript as partial. Lineage: Eukaryota; Perkinsozoa; Perkinsida; Perkinsidae. The record is from RefSeq and is a predicted model, not a curated record. The transcript has a single exon.